CACACUUUAUAAAGCUCAUAAACUUGUAGGUUGAUGAGCAGCUACUACUUUGGAUUCCUUAUUGCUGCUUUCUUCAGCACAAAAAACCAAGGCUGAACAUUAAACCUGCUCUUUGGAACUGAGCAUUUAUCACUGUGAGACAUGAAGAGCUUCCUGUUUUUCACCAUCCUCCUGGUACCAGUGCACAUCGGAACUGCUUGGAGUGCAAAAUAUGCAGUUGAUUGCCCCGAACCUUGUGACAGUAAUGUGUGUAAAAGUACUUUGCGCUGUAAGCGAACAGUGCUUGAUGACUGUGGCUGUUGCAAAGUCUGUGCUGCAGCCUUGGGGGAGACUUGCUACCGCACUGUCUCAGGUAUGGAUGGUGUCAAAUGUGGGCCUGGGCUGAAGUGCCAGUUUUACACUGAGGAGGAUGACUUUGGUGAUGAAUUUGGUAUCUGCAAAGAGUGUCCUUAUGGUACCUAUGGAAUGGAAUGCAGAAAAACUUGUAACUGCCAGUCUGGUAUAUGCAACAGAGUAACUGGAAAGUGUUUGAAGUUCCCAUUUUUCCAACUUUCUGCUUCAAAGCCACCAAACAGACGAAAAUUAAUCUCACAUACAGAGAAUGACAUGGCAUCGGGGGAUGGUAACUCUGUAAAGGAGGAAUUUGUCAAAGAGAAAGUAAUUAGCUCUCCAGUAAUGAAAUGGUUAAAUCCUCGCUGAUAUUUACUUACAUUGGUAGGACUUUCAAAUGACCGCAUUUGUCACACAUUAUUGAAUACGCAACAACACACUUUAAAACAAAGUGCAUCUAUAACAUAUGAAAAUGUAACCUCUGAAGACCAAUUGUGAUUGUGUGCAUCGUCAGAAAAAAUGUUUACUUACAAAAUAGACUGUACAGUUUAUAUGAUUUUUGAUGCUUGUUUUGAGAAGUAUUUGAACACGAAAAUGUAUCAUGGAUGGCUGAAUGUAUAGUAAUAUUGAAAACCAACACCUCCCCCCACUGGCAUUUGAACAAUGCGUAAGGGCCCGUUCCUGCAUUCCCCAUGCAAGGAAAUUCCUUUUGAAUUCAAUGGAUGUUUUGCGUGAGUAAAAGCUGCUGACGUGGAGCCAACGUUAGGGUGAUGCAAGUUGACAAAAGCUUGGAAAUGCAAAGUUAAAAACUGAUGCCCUUGAGUCACCGCAGCAAGAAUAAUACUACUGGAAAGGGCACAAUGGUGUGAAUUCAAUAAAUCCACCUUAACUUUGAAUAUUCUGUCUUUUGUUAGUUUUGUGACAAUUAACAAGAUGUAAACAUUACUUUAAGCCAGCAGUUCUCAAACUGUUGGUUGGGACCCCAAAGUGGGUUGCAACCCCAUUUUAAUGGGGUUGCAGAGCCAGCAUUAGACUUGCUGGGACCCAGGGCUGAAGCCCAAACCCGAGCUCCAUCCCCACCCAGGGCAUCAGGACUCGGGCUUUGGCCCCUUAAUCCUCCACCCAGGGUGGCGAGCUAGGGCUCCACCCCCCCCUUCCAGUCACAUAGUAAUUUUGCUGUCAGAAGGGGGUCCUGGUGCAAUGAAGUUUGAAAACUGCUGCUUUAAACUCAUCAUUUGAACUUAUACAAUGUGCAUUACUUACCUGGCAUUAUGUAAAAACACAUACAAUGUUAAAAUAUAUUCCCAAGAGUGUUUUUUGUGUUCAAUAGCCUGCAACGGCCCUGGAGGAGUACUGGAGCAUAAAUGUGCAUUAUAAAUAACCCAUGUCAGAGAUUCUGGAGACACUAGGACACUUUAGUGCCUAAUUCUUCAUCCCCUUCUUAGUGCCUAAUCCUUCACCCCCAUCAUCCCCUUAAGGGGUUGCAGAAGUUGCCAACUACUCAGUCAGUCCAUAUAUGGUUAUGUAUCAAUAUGGCAUAAAACAGCAUAAUGUUUAUAUAGGCUCACCUUAAGACCUACUUAUAUAAUAGCCAUUACUGCCUGUGUCACAGAAACCCAUUUGGAAAAAUCAAUACUUUGUGGUUUUACUUAAAAAAAGAAAAAGAGACAGAUUCUUAGAUAGUGUAAAUUAAUCUAGCUCCAUUUAAAUCAAAGGAACUACUUUGAUUUACAUAUCUGAGAAUCUGGCUCAUAAAAUAAAUUGGUCUAAUUGGAAACCCGGCCUGGUUUCCAUUGAAAUUAAUGACAGGUUUCA
Molecule: messenger RNA, 2145 nt
Organism: Gopherus flavomarginatus (Mexican gopher tortoise)
Lineage: Eukaryota; Metazoa; Chordata; Testudines; Testudinidae
Gene: ESM1
Product: endothelial cell specific molecule 1
Exons: 3
Coding region: 142-699 (185 amino acids)
Cellular component (GO): extracellular region
Source: RefSeq, a predicted model, not a curated record